AUCAUUAUAAAGAUUGAAAUUUUUGAUACUCGUAGCAUGACAGACACCCCCAGCGCUGAUUGUUCGAGUGAAUUCCCCUGCGUAAAAAAAGUAAAUCACACGAGCCAAACUCGCAAAAGAAAAAGUCUACUCUUGACGGCACAAAAUGGGCUUCGCUGAUGGUGAUAUCUACGAUGACGUCUCGCGGCCACAGAGCCGACGAGUCUCAUUCGCUCUCGAGAGCGAAGCGAUUUCGCCAGACGACCUUCUUCUUCCCCCUGCCGAGCAAGCUCCGCCUCAAACAUCGGGGUUGUAUUAUCAAGGACUUGGAGGUGGCGCGCUCGCGAGUGAAGAUCCAGUGUCCUGUCAGACGACGAGGCAGUAUUUGCCAUUUCCCGCUUCGGGUAUUUACACCGAUAGCACGGACGCUGCGGGUGCGAGUAGCAGGAGCGCUAGAAUUCCAUCUGAGGAUCUUGGAGACAUUUCGACGUACACCAAUAAUGGACGGACUGGAGAUAUGUACUAUGAAGCUCCUAUUACCGCUGUUGCAUCAACUUCGGCACAAGCGCAACCAGUUGUGCCUGGAUCUCUAAGAACCAGAGCUGCUGCCACAGCCUCAGGCGCUGGCGUCUUUACCUCAGGACGAGACGGUAGUGCAGCGGAUGUAGCACCGAUGACAGACAAUGCAUGGACACGACGAGGAAGUGGAGCUUCAACACUUGCUGAGCCAGCCCUCGGAAAUAAUGCUUCAUCCGCAACUGCAGCAAGAACUAGUACUGAACAGGAGGAGCCUAGGAUCGGUGGGAGUAGAGGAAGUUCGCCCUCGCGUUCGCUCUUGACUGCGGACUGGACAAGGACAAGAGUCUCUAGGUCUUCGGAGCGAACUCCACAGCGUCCUGCCUCGGCUGCUGCGCGUCUUGUGACCUAUCCAGAUCUCUCAGCACAUGCAUCAAAGCCAGGACCACAGCAAGAACAGCAGGAGAAGAACCGGAAAAAACGGCAAUACUUCAAGGAUCUGCAUGCGAAAGUGAAUUAUCCUCAGAUCCGAAAGAGAACCAUAAAGCCGGAUCAUGAUCACCCCUUCUUGUCGCGAAAGGAUCACCUUUGGUUGAAACCCGAGAUGACAACCAGCGCAAAUGCAGGAUGGUUUCAAGAAAUGGGCAGAGAGCGACCACCUAGCGCGGAAUCUAGUAUUAAGGCUACACCAGUAAUUGCAUCUCCAUCUUCUUCUGAAGCUAAUUUAACUGUAGUGCAUCUUCCCAAGGUCCGUCGUCUCAAGGGAAAGCGCUCACCAAGAAGGAUGCUCUUGCAGAUGGAUUUAUGGAAAUUCUAAGGGUAGCAGUAAUUUUGGACUAGCAAGAAGCGGGGCACGAUCAAGGUCGGGCAGUACUCAUGUUCUCUAUGGAAUUUGCAACAUUCGCGGAACAGUGAGCGCAAGGUAUAUCUGGCAUAAUUUCGACUGCUUGUUGAAGAUAGUAGCACUGUCUCAAUAAUCCGAUGCAGUACGGCUACGGAUGACGUAAAUUGUGAAUAGAUCAUCAUGCACAACUUUUUUCAACUUCGUUUUCAUGUAUCUUUCAUAUGUAAAUCUAUUAAGAUUAAGCGAAGUUUCAUCUACUUGCCUCCUUUUCGACCACCAGGUAUCUGGCCCCCUUUGGCCUCGAGAACGUGCGAGGGCAAUUGAAGGAGCCGAGUGUCGUUCUAUGGGAGAUAGUGGGUGCUCUUAAUGGAGCCUUUCCCGCAGCUGCGGAGCACAACGAACGUAAUUGCUUCAUCCGCUGUCUUUAUCCAAGGGGAUUCCUGGAUUGUCAAGCUCGACCCCCAGUUUCAUCCACGGAAGAAGAUGAAGGAGCAUCUAAUUCUAAAUUGGGGGUUCGGGCAGAUGAAAAUGAUCUCUACCUUGCUUGUGACGGUUUGCGCCUGCGCAUCACCGAUAACGAAAGGGAGCGCGCAUGCUUCACAUUAGAGCGGCACGCCGACGGGACAGAAAAAAUCGCUUUCGAGCACUACUACGUGAGGGAGGAAAGCGGCGUCUACCAUCUGACUACAAACGAAGCGCAUGCUAGCAGAUUCAAACUCCAGUGGGACCUCAGCGCUACUCCAGUUAAGGCUCACAGUAAUCUUAAUUUUACUUCUUUUUCACAGGUGAAUGAUCAUUAUACAUCUGUCAUCUCUGUACCCUCCUACUGCUACUCCUACUUAGGAGCUGAAUAGAUGAGCUCAGAAGAAGAUGACCGCGUGUGGGCUCCAACCCACGCGCACCUCCUAUGGUAGACGGAACUACAGGGCACGUGGCUGCAGGUGGCUUGAUUGAUGAAGCACAUCGACACGCGGUAAACAGCAAAUUUGCGAAUCGGACUAGCGCCAAAGCUACUGAAAGCUUCGCCCUCGAGCUGCGCGAUGCGUCUCUGGCGCCGGUUCCUUCCGGUGUGAAAAUAGUUGAGGAAGACCGCAUGCACGCUUUAGGCAGAUGGAAAGGUCGAAUUCGGGCUCUAAAAGAGUCAAUACAGUCUGAGCGUGUUCUUGCGCGCCGCGCUGAGGCGAAAGAACUCGCACUUCGCAAGAAAAUACACCAAAUGAUGAAAUACACGCCUGAAUUGUAGUGGCAUGAUAGUGCUUGAAAUAGUUUACCUGUGUGUGUUGAGUAAUGACUUUGACUGCACACAUCAGAGAUGCACGACUUAAGAAAAACAGGCUCAGACAGGCGAAGUCAACUGCAGCUGGCGUUUGUACUUCUUCUU
This is a messenger RNA of Amoebophrya sp. A25, 2720 nucleotides long. The record is from the annotation of a GenBank genome assembly. Lineage: Eukaryota; Dinophyceae; Syndiniales; Amoebophryaceae.